Messenger RNA from Sapajus apella (tufted capuchin), 309 nucleotides. RefSeq names its product glutamine synthetase-like. Lineage: Eukaryota; Metazoa; Chordata; Mammalia; Primates; Cebidae. The transcript has a single exon. The coding region runs from base 1 to 267 and encodes 88 amino acids. Gene Ontology annotation, molecular function: glutamine synthetase activity. Gene Ontology annotation, cellular component: cytoplasm. The record is from RefSeq and is a predicted model, not a curated record.
AUGUCCCUGCCUCAGGGUGAGAAAGUCCAGGCCAUGUGUAUCAGGAUCAGUGUUGGUGGAGAAGGACUGUGCUGCAAGAUCCGUACCAUGGACAGUGAGCCCAAGUGUGUGAAAGAGUUGCCUGAGUGGAAUUUUGAUGGCUCUAGUACUUUACAGUCUGAAAGCUCCAACAGUGACGUGUAUCUUAUGCCUGCUGCCGUGUUUCAGGACCCUUUCCACAAGGACCAUAACAAGCUGGUCUUCUGUGAAGUUUUCAAGUACAGUUGAAAGCCUGCAGAGACCAAUUUGAGGCACAUCUGUAAAUGGAUA